This is a messenger RNA of Papaver somniferum (opium poppy), 2702 nucleotides long. Its product is annotated as probable histone acetyltransferase HAC-like 1. Gene Ontology annotation, molecular function: chromatin DNA binding; histone acetyltransferase activity; transcription coactivator activity. Gene Ontology annotation, cellular component: transcription regulator complex; histone acetyltransferase complex. NCBI's taxonomy places the organism in Eukaryota, Viridiplantae, Streptophyta, Magnoliopsida, Ranunculales, Papaveraceae. The transcript is spliced from 4 exons. The record is from RefSeq and is a predicted model, not a curated record. Gene Ontology annotation, biological process: positive regulation of transcription by RNA polymerase II. The coding region runs from base 483 to 2069 and encodes 528 amino acids.
CCAAAUUCCUCCCAAACCCCAUUUCUUCUUCUUCAUCUGAGUGCGUAGAUCAACUCUAUACUUUCAGAAUCAUUGGAGAUAUUAUCGAUUAGUUUAGAUCUCAAGACCUAAUUUCAUGUUCGCAGUUUCCUUUUAGUUUUUCUGAUCAGGUUUGGUUCAGAGACGAUGUCACCACAACGGAUGAGUGGAUCAAAGAGGAAAGCGGCAAAUGUAACUUAUUCUGGAAAAUCAACACAUAAAAGGCAAAAACAGGAUUUGGUGCAAAAGAAACGCCUACGGCAUGCCAAUGGGUUAGAUGACGAUGCUGCGGAAGGAGCUCACGGGGAAUCAGAGCAGUCGAAGAUAAGGGGAGCUUCCUUGACUGAAAUGUUUACUCCGUGUCAGUUGGAAGCGCACGUUGCAACUCUCAAGCAAUGGGUUGGUGAGACUAAGCCAAAGGUGGAUGAGAAACGGGCAAUGGGAGAGUGUAAGAAUGACUAUGCAUGUCAGUUAUGUGGAGUAGAGAAGCUUUUUUCGCGAUAGGCGGCUGCUUCUUGUGCCGCACAGUUUUCAAGAAGAUGGACACAUAUCACAGUGCAUCAAAAUUUGGUGUGGAGUACCGAAUCUGCAAUAAAUGUUUAAAGAAAAUCGAAGGUGAAAAAGUCAGUGUCUCUGGGCUUCAUAUUAGCAAAGAAAAUAUAAGUCUGGAUAUUGAUCCCCUGUAUCAAGAACCAUUUGUGCAGUGUGAUAGAUGUGACCGUUGGCAACACCAUACAUGUGCGCUGUUCAACAAUGAAAGAAACGUUGGUGGGAAAGCUGAAUACGUUUGCCCAAAAUGUUAUAUUCAAGAUAUCAAAAAUGGGAUUCUUACUCCCUUGGAUCAGAGUGUUAUUCGUGGUGCAACAGAUUUACCAAGAACGAAGCUUAGUGAUUUCAUAGAAGGUAGACUCUUUUCGCGUUUGAAGAAAGAACGGUAUGAUAGAGCAAAGGGCAUGGGAAAGAAUCCUGAAGAGGUCCCGGGAGCAGAAGAUCUUGUCGUAAGAGUUGUUUUAUCUGUUGACAAGAGAUUGCUGGUGCAGCAAGAGCUUCUCAAUGUCUUUAAAGAAGAGAAUUAUCCGAAAGAGCUCCCAUACAGAUCAAAGGUCAUUUUGUUGUUUCAGAAGAUUGACGGAGUAGAUGUGUGUCUGUUUGGAAUGUAUGUCCAGGAAUAUGGGUCCAAAUGUGCUCAUCCUAAUCAACGCAGUAUAUAUAUCUCAUUUUUGGAUUCUGUCAAAUACUUCAGACCUGACGGUGUCAUAGCUGCCACUGGAGAAUCUCUUCGUACAUUUGUGUACCAUGAAAUAUUGGUGGGAUACCUAGACUAUUGCAAAACAAGGGGGUUCUCUACGUGCUAUGUAUGGUCUUACCCCCCUUCAGUUGCCGAUGAUGAUUAUAUAUUUAACUGUCAUCCGGAGAUACAGAAGAGCCCUAAGGUUGGAUCUCUGCGAGACUGGUACAGAAAGAUGCUUGGGAAAGCAGCGAGUGAAAAAAUUGUGGCGAGUGUCACUAACUUAUAUGAUCACUUCUUUGUACCUCAUGGGGAACAUAAAGUAACAGCAGCUCGUUUGCCGUACUUUGAUGGUGACUAUUGGCCACCUACUGCUGAGGCUUUGCUCAAGAAGCUCGCAGAUGGUAAACCACCACCAGUAAGGAAGGCAAGGAAGCAGAAACCUUCUUUUGAAGCUGAUGGAUGCCCUGAUGUUUCUAGGAAUUCAUUCGUGGACAAUCAGCUGAUGCAAGAGCUUGGUAAAGGCUUAUGGAAGCUGAAGGAAAAUUUUAUCGUUGUGCACUUGGAAACACAACAUAUGGCUGAGGAUACUGAUUGUGACGAAGAUGAAGUUAUCGAGGGGAGUCUUUUUGAUGGUAGGGAUAAUUUCAUGGAUUUCUGCGUGAAAAACCAGUAUCAGUUUGAUAAUCUUGGAAGAGCAAAGCAUUCCUCCAUGAUGAUACUUUACUAUCUACACUAUCCAAGCGCCUAUACACUGAAGUGGACAAGCCAAAAUGGGCUCAAUCCAGAGGUCGUACAACACCAAGUAGGCACUCAAGGGUAACUUUUCAACCAUCUAAAUUGGGUAUUUGUUAUACAUUUUCCUCCAUUACCUGCAGAUGAUAGAUCCAUGUUCUUAGUCUUUGCGAGUGCGCAUCAGCUUUGUAUAUAUCCACAUAGGUAUGCGUACAAUAACUAUAUUCCCUUUUACUUGCACAGUGAGAAAAUGCAGUAUUUAGUGGUUAAAUAUGUUUCAGAUUUUGUUGUUGUUGUUGUCAUGGUUCUGCAAGCGUAAGGAUCUCAUGUUGUUUCCGGAGUUCCUUGUUUUUUGCUGGCGGAAUUUGGAUCUGUAUUGUUAAUCUUUGAUUUCUUGCUGGGAUUUUCUUAAAUUUUGCUUUGGAAUUUAUUUAUUUCAAACAAUUUAACAGCCAAUUUGGAGACGCCUAGUACAGUAGAAGAGAAAGUUGUUGUCUUGGUAUUACCUUGUUAUUUGGGUAGUCUCUCAUUGGUCUGACGGAUGCGAUAUGGUUUUGCUGGCUCAUUAGUCCUACUGCACAGUAUUAUCUUUCAAUACAUAUUUGUUUGCUUACCAGUAAUUUGUUCUCACCUUUUCUGUAGUGUAUCUGUGGGGGUAUGAAUCCAGGCUAGCUAUUCUCAAUUCUUUCACUUUGUUCUUACCAGUAAUAUGUUUUUACCU